This is a messenger RNA of Ostreococcus lucimarinus CCE9901, 1737 nucleotides long. RefSeq lists its product with no specific name. NCBI's taxonomy places the organism in Eukaryota, Viridiplantae, Chlorophyta, Mamiellophyceae, Mamiellales, Bathycoccaceae. Gene Ontology annotation, biological process: autophagy. Bases 1 to 1737 code for a protein of 578 amino acids. The record is from RefSeq and is a predicted model, not a curated record. The transcript has a single exon. Gene Ontology annotation, cellular component: intracellular membrane-bounded organelle. Gene Ontology annotation, molecular function: protein binding.
AUGCGACGAUGGGCCGAGGACGACGCGCUGCGGCGGGUGAGCGGACGGUACUGCCCGUUCGAGCCGGCGCCGCGAAGCACGAUCGCGGUGGCGUACAGCGCGGACGGGAAGACGCUGGCGAGCACGCACGGCGAUCACACGGUGAAGCUGAUCGAGUGCGCGACGGGGAGGAUGGUGCGGACGCUGGAGGGACACGGAAGGACGCCGUGGGUGGUGCGGUUUCACCCGACGAAUUCAGACGUGCUGGCGAGCGGAUCGCUGGAUAACACGGUGAUCGUGUGGGAUCGGGCGAGCGGGGUGAUGACGGCGCGGUGGGACUUCGGGAAGAGCAUCGCGAGCCUGGCGUUCUUUCCAGGGAGCGAUAUUUUGUGCGUCACGUCGGGGCACAGGCUGUACGCGUGGAAGUAUAAAAAGUACAAGUUUAGAGAGCAGGUGAACCCCGAUGGGAGCGCGGUGAGCGCGCAGGACGCGAUCAAGGUGCUGCUGCGAACGACGCGGUCGCUGCGCGCGGUGCACUUUCAUCCCACGGGGGCGCCGAUGAUUCUCACGGCGGAGGUUCGCGACAUGGACGCGGACGCGCUCGGUCCGGCGUACACUAAGGAUGUGGAAGGGGGUUAUGAUCAAGAAGCUGGGGUGUAUUGCGCGCGCGACGACGUCGUCGAAACGGCGCGGUCGAGAUUAGAGACGGAGCUGGAGCUCGGAACGGCCACGAGCGGCCGCCGACGUAGCCUCAACGCCCAAGGAGACGCGAUGUGGCGAGACCGAGCGAACGCGCCGGCGAACGUCGAAAACGCGCCCGAGGCGACGCGGAAGUACGUGCACGAAAUGUUAGGGUUAGGGAAUCGUAGAUACGCCACGUAUUCCAUGACGCAGAUGAUGGGACGGAUCACGAGCGCGCCCAUGCGAGCCGCGCACGAGGAGCGAAACGACGAGGGCGCCGACGCUCGAGGCGCUCGGCGUUUGCAGCCAGAAGCGAGAGCGGGAGGGAUGCCGCAACAGAUGCCGCAACAGACGGCACCGAUCGUCGCCGCGGCGAGCGCAUCGACGAUGGCGUCGCCAGACUUGCCGUGUAUCGUCAAGCUCAAGCUUUGGGAGUUUGAAACGCAAUUGGACGAGGAUGGCGAGAUUGAACUCAAACCUCUCGAGGAGCUACCGUUCGUGUUACCACAAACAGUGCUAUGUAGCGAGAUGGGUGCGCACUUUUCACCGUGCGGACGGUACAUCGCGACCUGCCAGGCGUGUAAACCGCCCGUACCGAGGCAAGAUUUACGAUUUAUUUGCGAGCUGCGAGUGUACUCGCUCGAUUCACAAAAUUUCGGUCAAGUCCUGAGCGCGAGGGCCAUCAAGGCGGCGCAGUGCUUGACGAGCAUCCAGUUCAGUCCAACGAGCGCACACGUACUUUUGGCAUACGGCCGUCGACACGCUGCGCUGGAAAUUCUCAUGCCGCAUGGUGAUUCGUUUUCCCAAGUGCACACCAUCCUCGAGGUGUUUUGCACUGAGAACAUGCGUCUCGUGCGGAUCAUUCCAUCCGUCGAGGACGAAGUCAACGCCGCGUGUUUUCACCCGAUCCCAGGGCAGGGUAUCGCGUAUGGCACCAAAGAAGGCCGGCUUCGAGUUUUACUCCACGACAGCUCUCCGAAGAGAGCGGAGAAGAGAUUAUUGGCCGAUGCCGCGGGCGACGAUUCACCGCUCACCGUGUCCCGUCGCGAUUCUCACGCCAUGGACAUCGACGAGUGA